AUUUAAGCGCGUUAUAUUUCUGUCAAACGCGUAUUCAGCAACAAACAUUUUUGGUGGUAUAUUAAAAAUGUCUUCGAGUGCGGUAGAUGAUUUAUUGAAUUCCCCGGAAUAUCAUAGUGAUGAUAUAGGGGAUAUAGGUGCCGAAGAAGAGGAGGCACUUUUAGAGGAGGAAUACGAACAGCAAGAACAGCAUAACCCUGAAUUGCAGGAUGGUGAAAUUUUAGACCUCGACAGUGGGAAUAUCAUUGAAGAAGAGGGUGAUGAGACCUUUGAGCGAGAAGAUAGGUUUCAUUCUGAACGCCCCAUAAAACAAGUUGAGGUUCAGUUAAAAUCUUCAGGUCCAAUUAAAAGUAAUUGGAGCGAUAACAGAAAUAAACGUUCAAUGCGAGGCGGUUACAGAAAUAAUAAUUAUAUCCAGAGACGAAAUAACUUUCAAAAUAACACUCAAAAUAAGCGAGUGUUAAUAAAUCCGCACUUUAAGGGACAUGUUCCUGUAAGGAAUAACAUAAGUUUAGUUUGGGAUAAAAACUUAAAUAAAAAGCCCCUUAUUCAUGUACAACCUUGGGCGCAAAAUCCGGUUUGUCAAAAUAACCCAUGGAAUCAAUCUUGUCAACAACCCCACCAACAACAGAUCCACUCUGGAUAUUUAAUACCACAAAAAAUAGGCGUUGUCGCCUCAGCUGCUUCUAACGUUUUUAUACCUCCCAUUAAUAACCAACAGUACAUUCAACCCAUCCCCCAAAAAAAUGUGCAACAAACAUUUUACCAGCAGCCAAUUUACGCGCCACAACAUGAGCCUAUUAAUGGUUUUAACCAAUUUACACAAUACCAUAACAAUAACAAUUCAUCUACAAUGACAUCUAUAGGUUGUGCGAACCCAGCUCCCUUUCAACAACCUGUUGUUCAACAAAAUAACUACAUUCAACAGCCACGUUUUGAAUCUCCCCCUAAAAACAAUAAUUUUCAACGGAAUUUUGCAGUUAGAGGAGGAAACAAAAUGGUUUCAGUUGAAACUCAUCGGAAUUUAGCAGGACCCCAAGCUAGAAAACGAUUUCUCAAUAAAUCGUCCCCUCAAACGAGAACUAACCUCCAACAAGUAAAAGUGGCGGAUUAUAUCCCACUGAAUACGAAGCAACCAGAAAUAACGAUUAAGAUUGAAAAAGGAAUAGAAGAGGAAGAUGAAACUGUGAAGAAAUACCGUCUCCUUAUCGAAGAACAAAAAAAAUUGAGGGAGGAAAUUUUGAGGCGGAAAGAAGAGCGUAGGAAAAACGCGGCUGCAGGUGGUAGUGGCGAUAUCGUUUCGGAACCGUUGGUUACAUCCAAAGUGUUGACGAACUCGUUAAAAUGGAGUAAAACGAUAGAAAAUAAUAAUAUUGUAAACGAACAAAAAAAUGUAACGGUUAACGACGUUAAUGUUGAGAGUAAUUCGUGUACAGCUGUCGAUAAGAACGCGGUCACUUCGUUCCUGUCGAACAGGAAGAUUAUCGCUAAGGACGAUACGCUGCCCGACACAUCGAUCGUUGUGGUAAGCAAUUUGGCUACCGGUUCUACGGAAGUCAAAUUGCGAAAACUGUGCAAGGGAGUCGGUGACGUUAAGAAUUUGGUAAUAUCACCGGUAGAGCGUCAGGCAACAAUUGAGUUCAAAAGUGUUGCUUCCGCUCACACGUUUUAUAAGAAAUACCAGCGUUUUAUGUUAGAUUUGUCUAUGAUUCAAGUUGUACUUAAAAAAACAUAAAUUUAUUAAUUACUUUUUAUCGACUUUUCGUCAUCAUUGUUGUAUUCUUUUCUUAUAAUUAAAUAAUAAAACGUAAUAUAUUUAGAUUUAAGUUAUUUUUUACUAUGUAUUUACUUGUUAUUAAUUAAUUAUUUCAUAUAUUUUAAGUUGAAUGAGAAAAAAAUGUAUUAUAUACACGCUUUUCUUAGAUCAAAAGAUUUUGCAAAAUAAUACAAUGAAAAAAUUAAUUUUGUGUGUGUAAUGCUUAAUAAACUUUUUUAAGUAUAUCAACACUACACUUUAAGAGUCAUUCACUUUUAUAAUUAUUGAUUAAAUCUAAGUCAUCAAACAAUAUCAUGUAUAUUAUUUUCUUUUCUCAUCUUAUCUUUAAGCAUUUAUUCUUUCGUUAUUAUCUAAAAUAAUCGAUAAUA
Onthophagus taurus is the source of this 2145-nucleotide messenger RNA. Its product is annotated as aquaporin AQPAe.a-like. Gene Ontology annotation, cellular component: plasma membrane. NCBI's taxonomy places the organism in Eukaryota, Metazoa, Arthropoda, Insecta, Coleoptera, Scarabaeidae. Gene Ontology annotation, biological process: transmembrane transport. The record is from RefSeq and is a predicted model, not a curated record. Gene Ontology annotation, molecular function: RNA binding; channel activity.